AUGUACCCCGACAAGUGCAUCUUCGCAGACAUUCUUGGCAUGUUGGACCAGCCCCCCACCGCGACCGACGAGUGGCUUCCUGCCAAGUUGAAGCUUCGGGAGACCUGCCACUGUGUGCAGCACAAGUGUCCUAUACGCUUUGACUCUGACAGCAACAAUUGUGCAAUCAUUGGGGCACCUUGUGUUACUUGGAGCAGGUACGGCAAGCGGGAAGGACUCAGCAACCUAGCCAUCAAGAAGGUUCACGACACCGCAACAGCGUUUCAGAUGCGCACAGACAUGUCUGUGCACGAGAAUGUGCCAGACUACGAAGACGACUACCUGGACAAGCACCUGAAAGGUCACACCCGGCAGAGAGUCCUGUUGUGUCCCAGACGCUUUGGCCACCCUAAUGGACGCUUGCGGUCCUGGCGCAUCACCUUCAACACGCAGAAGAAGCACUGGUCAUGCACGUGGAGUUUGGAGGAGUUGGCGGACGCCAUUUUGGCGCCCCUAGGCACAGCCUCCAAGCUGACCUAUGACGUCUACUUUGCCAUGCCCGAGGUUGCGUUCGAGCACGACACUGCGCGUCUUGCAGAGCACACCUUGUGCCAGAAGCAGCACCUGGAGCAAUUUCGCACUGACAUCCCGUUGUGCAGCUUGUAUGACUUAAGCGCAAACUGCCGGAAGAGGAGGCCUUUUGCUGAUGAGCAGGAUGAACCCUUGCGGCGCUGCGCACGGCGCCUGUCACUGCCGGCUGCGCCCUUUGGCGCAGAAGAUGAGACUGAGAGCGCCUUGAAAGUGUGCUUCCAGCAGUUCAACGCAUCCAAGAAGCAGCUGGCCCUUUUCUUGGAGAAGUUUUGGAAGCUGAAGAAGCCAGAUCAGGAUGCGCUAGAAGCUCGAUUGCAGCAAAGGACCUCGACAAUUCUAGCGACAGUGACUUUGAAGAAGUUGACUCAGAGGCACGCGCUGAGUGACAAGACCAAGUCCAUGGAAGCCAAGCUGGCUGCAUUGACCGAGUACCGCAAGCACUUGCACAAUCAAUUUUGCGACCGGCUUCUGGACGCUGGCGAUGUCACUGCUGUCAUUGAGGACGAGCUCACAAAAGCCGCAGUUCGAGAUUGGGUGGGUGUACGCCUGGAAGGCGGGUUGCUGGAGGAUGCUCGCGGCAACCGCUUGUUCCUGAACGUGCUGAGACAAGUCCACGCCUGCUAUGGCCAAGAGUACAAUCGCGCAGUGUCCUACCUGCAGGCCUUGGCUGCCAAUAGCUUCUGGCAGAAUGCCGUGCUGCCAGCCCUGCCCUGGCAUGAGAGCCACCAGCUUGCCCCGGCGGGCCCGUACGAUUUGAAUGAGGCAGACCAGAAGGCAAAAGGCGAAGAGCCUGCCGGCGCCAGCCCUCCGCCCAGCAAGCAAGUGUGCGCUGCUUGGGAGCGGGGCUUGAAGAAACUUCCUGGUGGCGACCUGACCCUGGCCAAGGAUGGCUACGCAAAUGAUGCAGAUUUGGACGCCCGUCCGGCCAGCCUGGUGAUUGAGAACCUUGCCUCUGGCAGGCCCACGGACAAGGUCAAUUUGAGUCACUUGGAGUCUUGGUACGAAGAGUGCUCCAAGCUGCUCGGCAAGCCCCAGAAGUUUGCACACACGCCGUGCGAGAUCAAGUCGAGCAUGGACGGGUUGCUCACUGGCAGCAUCAACUGCGAGGCUGCGGCCCUGGACCAGGUCAAAGGCUGGACAAGAUCUUCUGUGCUUGCCUUGCUGCUGAUAGCAGCUGCGGAAUAUGACCUCGGCGACCCGUUUACCAUGGACAAGCUCCAACCUCUCGAGAAUGCCUUUGUGUGGCUUGUCCCCUCGCACAUCUCCGUGAACAUGGACACAGCAAAGCAGAGCUACCGGAACCUCUGCUUGUCCUACAGAGGUUCAGAGAGACAGCCGCCCAAUUUGCUGCAGCUGGCCUUGCGGUUUUCGCAGAUUAUUGAGAUGCGCGACAAGCAGGGUGUCCACAACAAGCUUUGGACCCCGGAGCAGCGGCUGCAGGAGGUUGUGGACGAAUUCAACGAGACGUCAGGUCUGCAGCAGAAGCACAGGGUCGAUGCUGAACGGUUUCGCUCCCUGUUGAACUUGAUUUCCGGCAGCUGCGAGGAGUCCCGGCAAGUCCUUCGGCAGCACCUGAACCACCACAAGUGGCGGGAGGCCUUCAGCGUGGAGCAAUUCAAGGGUAGCCGCUGGUUGGUGGGUGCGACGCCCAAGUCUACCUGCCCUCCUGACAUGAAGCAAGCUCUGACAGUGACGCCUGAGUCGCAGCGCAUGCACUUCGAGCUCAUUGUGCACACAUUCGUCGAGGGGGGCAGGAAGCUCCGGCCAAGCGCAAGGUCACGCACGCGCGCUGCGCCCGAGGUCUUUGACAGGCAUGCUGACUACGCCUGCAUCUUCGCCACAAUCUUGACUGCUGCCCGGCAGCUGUCCACAUGGACAGCUGAGAAGGAGGAACAGCUUUACAAGCUGUUCCUCCAGAAGGCCUACUUCACGGACAUAGAGGCGGCGAUUGUAGCAAAGCUGGACAGCUGGCGGGUGUCACACCUGGCGGUCUGGGCGGACUACGUGGAGCCCAAGGUGCCGACCAUCACCAUCAGCGACAGCGUCGACAUUGGCAUUGCUGAGGAUGAGGCCCAGGCUGCCAGGUUCCGGGAGGUGCGCGCCAAGCUCAGCUCGGACAUGAUGGCAAUGGCGCAGUGGAACGCACGGCAGGAAGAAAACAGGAAACGGGCACACGUGAUCAGCGUGUUGCACGAGAAGAGCCAGGUUGAGACCGGCAAGAAGCUGGCAGACGCCUACAUGGAGCAGUGGUGCUCUGUCAGCUUGACUCCUGGCAUUGGGCCAAAGUCACCAGAGGCUUUCCUCAAGGCCGCAGCGCGAGUGCCACGCACGUGGCGUGUGGUGACAGUGGUGACAGUGAUUGAGUUGUGCCAGGUAAGCCCUUUGGAUGUGCGCCUCAUCCUCUACGUCGAUUGCACCAAGUUCGGGGUCAUGACCCAGAAGGAAGUCAACGACGUGGCAGACACAGUGGAGAAGCAUUUGAAUUACGGCGCAGGUGGUGGCAUCGCUGUGAUCCUGCCACCUUUGUUGAGCGGCAGUACUUCUGGCGGCUCGCUCCGGCAGGACUGGCGCCGGAUUGAAGACAAGAUGGCUGCCAACAAGGUGGAGCUCCGACAGUUCACUCUGAACUUGGACUUGAGUGAGCUGCAUCGGAACAGGGAGUUGCCGGCAGCCUACUUGUGCUUCCUGGGCGUGCAGGACCACGCGCUUCCGAUGAAGGGAACCGCCCACAGAGCAGUCAAGGGUGUUCCAACCAGUGGGCAAGAUGGGGUCAAGGCCAACUCGCUCCCUGGCAUUGACUUGUUGCCAAAUUUUAAAGCUUGUCUACGCGGCAUGUCCAACGCCCUGACAAGCAACCUGAGGUUCUGCGCUUCUCCGCUGUGGCAGAAGCAGGCGUUGGCUGUGAAGGACUUCCCCUUUGCCAUUCAGGAGAAGGACUUUAUCAUUCCUGGUGACUCCCUGCUGCACUUGAACGACCAGCGGCGCAACCUCACAGAUUUCCAGGAAACGGCGCAGUGGCUUGGUGGCGUCGGCGUGCCCAAGGCCAUCUUCAAGUCUUUGCUUGGCGAUGAUGCAAAAGGACGCACCAAGCAGGUUGUGGCAGUGAUCCACAUGACAUCCUAUGACGGAUGCGCAGAGCUGGCUUGCCUUCAGCUUGGGCUCCCGGUCAUGGGAAGCACGCCUGUGGAAGCCAACUUCCAGUGUGCGUCCAACGCGGUUCGCAACCAGUUGCUGCAGGCGUGGAAGGACAACAUUCAGCCCAUGGACAAGGUGGCCCCACGGUACCGGGCAAGCCCAGCCCAGGAAGAGAUGCCAGUCUCGCCAGAGAGGCCGACUCUGGAAAUCUGCCAGCACCAGCAGGGAACUUUGCUGCUGCCCCGGGACAUUCGACAGCAUUUUUUGCAGUGCCCGCUGUGGGGCCCAGAGUGGAGGGAUGUGCUGAAGGACUUCGACAAGGCAUGGAGCGAGAAGCACGGUAAGGCCUUGGCCGAGAUGACUGUGACAGGAACGCCAGGCUGCACAUUGAUGCUGCUAGAGGACCACGCCCUCUUUGUUUGCGCCCAGGAAGCCGUCUCUAUAGACUCCAGCAUGGCCUUUCUGGCACACGGGGCAGGCACGUGGCUGUUGGGGGACAAGGCGACCAAGCUCAAGGCCGAACACCCUGAGAAAGGCUUUGAGUGCAAGUGGAACAGUGAUGAGGAUUUGGUGGUUUUGGAGGCGGAUGGGGCGGAUAGUCCACCAUGCACCUUGCGCAAGGCCCUCCAAACUGUGGAGAAGGGCGGCCUGGUGGACUUCACUCUUGGAGGGCAUUCAGUGACACGCCCGCCAGAGGUGGCCCAGGGCCACGCAGAUGACAAGUUCACCAUUGUGGCGACCAAUGACAUUUUGUGGAAAGCAAACAAUGUGGCCAUCAAGAGCCUCAAUCCACCUCCAUCAUAG
This is a messenger RNA of Effrenium voratum, 4509 nucleotides long. Lineage: Eukaryota; Dinophyceae; Suessiales; Symbiodiniaceae. The record is from the annotation of a GenBank genome assembly.